Molecule: messenger RNA, 3691 nt
Organism: Nomascus leucogenys (northern white-cheeked gibbon)
Lineage: Eukaryota; Metazoa; Chordata; Mammalia; Primates; Hylobatidae
Gene: CALCR
Product: calcitonin receptor
Biological process (GO): cell surface receptor signaling pathway; positive regulation of cytosolic calcium ion concentration; adenylate cyclase-activating G protein-coupled receptor signaling pathway
Cellular component (GO): plasma membrane; axon
Molecular function (GO): amylin receptor activity; calcitonin receptor activity
Source: RefSeq, a predicted model, not a curated record
AGCUUCACAGCUGGGCGAGCGCAGGAAGGCGCCGGGAAGGAAAGCCAGACCCCCCCAGCCUCUGGGUGGGCUGCGCCGCGCGGCUGGCGGACCUUCCCGGGUUGGAGAGGUGCGCACGUCCGCACCUCACCCUGCGGCUGACGUUUCCUGCCCAGGAGAUGGGCGCUGAAGCUUGAGCGCCAGAGUCCCUGGAGCUACACCUGCGAACACCCUUUGCUUCUGUUGAGCUGUGCCCAGCCGCCCAGUGACAGAAUUCCAGAAGAAAUGAUUCCCACUGAUCCACCCACUUUUGCCACCCCAGGAUGCAAUUUUCUGGAGAGAAGAUUAGUGGACAAAGAGAUCUUCAAAAACCAAAAAUGAGGUUCACAUUUACAAGCCGGUGCUUGGCACUGUUUCUUCUUCUAAAUCACCCAACCCCAAUUCUUCCUGCCUUUUCAAAUCAAACCUAUCCAACAAUAGAGCCCGAGCCAUUUCUUUACAUCGUAGGACGAAAGAAGAUGAUGGAUGCACAGUACAAAUGCUAUGACCGAAUGCAGCAGUUACCCCCAUACCAAGGAGAAGGUCCGUAUUGCAAUCGCACCUGGGAUGGAUGGCUGUGCUGGGAUGACACACCGGCUGGAGUAUUGUCCUAUCAGUUCUGCCCAGAUUAUUUUCCGGAUUUUGAUCCAUCAGAAAGGGUUACAAAAUACUGUGAUGAAAAAGGUGUUUGGUUUAAACAUCCUGAAAACAAUCGAACCUGGUCCAACUAUACUAUGUGCAAUGCUUUCACUCCUGAGAAACUGAAGAAUGCAUAUGUUCUGUACUAUUUGGCUAUCGUGGGUCAUUCUUUGUCAAUUUUCACCUUAGUGAUUUCCCUGGGGAUUUUCGUGUUUUUCAAAAAAUUGACAACUAUUUUUCCUUUCAAUUGGAAAUAUAGGAAGGCAUUGAGCCUUGGCUGCCAAAGGGUAACCCUGCACAAGAACAUGUUUCUUACUUACAUUCUGAAUUCUAUGAUUAUCAUCAUCCACCUGGUUGAAGUAGUACCCAAUGGAGAGCUCGUGCGAAGGGACCCGGUGAGCUGCAAGAUUUUGCAUUUUUUCCACCAGUACAUGAUGGCCUGCAACUAUUUCUGGAUGCUCUGUGAAGGGAUCUAUCUUCAUACACUCAUUGUCGUGGCUGUGUUUACUGAGAAGCAACGCUUGCGGUGGUAUUAUCUCUUGGGCUGGGGGUUCCCGCUGGUGCCAACCACUAUCCAUGCUAUUACCAGGGCCGUGUACUUCAAUGACAACUGCUGGCUGAGUGUGGAAACCCAUUUGCUUUACAUAAUCCAUGGACCUGUCAUGGCGGCACUUGUGGUCAAUUUCUUCUUUUUGCUCAACAUUGUCCGGGUGCUUGUGACCAAAAUGAGGGAAACCCAUGAGGCGGAAUCCCACAUGUACCUGAAGGCUGUGAAGGCCACCAUGAUCCUUGUGCCCCUGCUGGGAAUCCAGUUUGUCGUCUUUCCCUGGAGACCUUCCAACAAGAUGCUUGGGAAGAUAUAUGAUUACGUGAUGCACUCUCUGAUUCAUUUCCAGGGCUUCUUUGUUGCGACCAUCUACUGCUUCUGCAACAAUGAGGUCCAAACCACCGUGAAGCGCCAAUGGGCCCAAUUCAAAAUUCAAUGGAACCAGCGUUGGGGGAGGCGCCCCUCCAACCGCUCAGCUCGCGCUGCAGCCGCUGCUGCGGAGGCUGGCGACAUCCCGAUUUACAUCUGCCAUCAGGAGCCGAGGAAUGAACCAGCCAACAACCAAGACGAGGAGAGUGCUGAGAUCAUCCCUUUGAAUAUCAUAGAGCAAGAGUCAUCUGCUUGAAUGUGAAGCAAACACAGCAUCGUGAUCACUGAGCCAUCAUUUCCUGGGAGAAAGACCAUACAUUUCAAGUGUUCUCCAUCCUCCCAGGAACCGAACAUAUCAUUUGUGAAGAAUUAUUCAGUGAAUUUGUCCAUUGUAAAUCUGAAGAAAGUUAUUCUUGGUACUAUUGCUUUGGGAGACGGUCUAGGAAUGGAGUCUCCCACUGCAACUUGUGAACUCCAUCAUUCAUCCAGGACUGAGAUGCAAUGUCACAGUAAUGCAAGCAAAGUAUCAAAGAAAAACAAUGAAAUUGACCUAGUUCAGAUACAGGGUGCUCCUUGUCAAUACUGAGCCAUUUAUACCUUUGAAAAAUUAAAAUCACUUUCAAUAUUUUUAUUUUUAACUCUGGAUUUUGAAUUAGAAUAUUUCUGUAUUUGGCUAUGGAUCUGAUUUUUAAUUUUUUUAAUUUCAGCCAAUUCUGAUGUUACUGAGAUGUUUUACUAUCCUUACAACAUAAACCACAUGAACUACAUGACCUCUGCAAGACAAAGUGGCUUUCUAAUAGAGAGAUUAGUAAAUAUGUGAAGAAAAAGACCUGCAUUUGGCAGGAAGAUGUAUGCUUUGAAUGCAAAAGAAAUUUAGAGUCAAUUUGCUUAAAAUAUUACAUGCUCAGCUUGGUUUUGGAUAAGCCUGUCCGUUGGGCAGGACCUAGCUGUUGUAAAGAAUUGGUCUUAAUGUUGAAUGUAUUUUGGUUGCUGACAUUUAUAAACUGAGAGGUCACAAAGAAUCUAUUACUAAAAAUUUUUACAAAACUGCCAAAAAUAUAAUUCUUAGUGGAAGACAAUACUCCCUUUAAAGAGAGUUUGCCACUUCCCUAAACUCCAGGAUUUAUAAAGCAAAUUACUCCAAGGUUUAUAAAGCAGAUUACCUCUUGUCCUUGGGUGCUAUCUAGCAGUAAAAGAUACAUUUGUUGAAUAUUGGUAAUUAAAAGACUCCACAUAAGUCCAUUAACUGCUUUCCACCCAGCUUCAAAGCUUAAAAAGAUCUCAGUCUUUUCCAGGAAGAUCCAGGAGGGCUAAUUAGAAAUCAGUUUGUGGUUGACCUCUUGUUUCUUGUUACUACCAAAACAGGAGGGGAAAAAAUUAACUGCUCCAAGUUUAACCAUAAAUCAAUUCAUGUUUAACGUUUCUCAUUAAAAUCCAGUAUUAUAUUCCCAUAUCUCUCUUUACUUCCCAGUAUAAGAUUUUUGAAAAUCCUGAAUAAACCAGUAUCAUUACUGGCACCUGAAAUUAAUUUGUGAAUUUGCAACAGUAAUCAGAGUUACCAUUAUUUAAUUUGUAUACUAAAUGAGGAGGUACAUGGAAACCCUCCAAAUCUCCAGUCUCAUCUAUGUCAUAUUUUGCCACUGCCUUUCAGAAGUGAUUUAGUUGUGGAAAGACAAUAAACUGAUUUGUUAUGGUUACAUAUUUAGUGCACCCAGAGAAAAUUAUAUUUCUACAGAGAAAAUGAAUUUGGGAUACUAAAGUAGUUUAAGUCUCCUUUACUGAAUGUAAGGGGGGGAUUGAAAAGAAGGUAUUUUUCCAAUCACAGUGUUAUGUAGUAUUGUUCUAUUUUUGUUUACAAACAUGGAAAACAGAGUAUUUCUGGCAGCUGUGGUACAAAUGUGAUAAUAUAUUGCUAAAAUAUUUUAGAUGUUGUUAUGCUAAUAUAGUAGGGGCUGAAGAAAACAAAAUAGCUUAUUAUAGAAUUGCACAUAGUUCUGCCCAAAUUAUGUGAAAUGCUUAUGCUUGUGUAUAUGUAUAAAUUAAUACAGAGUAUGUUAAAAGCAAAAAGAUGUAUAUUUGCAUAUUUUUCUAAAGAAAUAUAUUAUUCAUCUUUUCAUU